Messenger RNA from Styela clava, 5408 nucleotides. RefSeq names its product major facilitator superfamily domain-containing protein 6-like protein B. NCBI's taxonomy places the organism in Eukaryota, Metazoa, Chordata, Ascidiacea, Stolidobranchia, Styelidae. The record is from RefSeq and is a predicted model, not a curated record. Gene Ontology annotation, cellular component: membrane.
AAACAAUUCCAUCAGCUAUGCCCCACUGUUGAUAUGUUUUUUUUUUAUUUAGAUUUUAUGAGACAAAAUACCAUGGAUAGGUUUAGUAGGAAAGUACAAUGGGAUGUAAAACGUUCAGUAUUUAUUGCAAGUUCGUUCUAUCUUUUCUACUAUGGAGGGAAAGCUUGUCUUCUUCCGUUUAUCACUCUUUAUUUUCGACAAAUGGGAUUAACAGCUUCACAGACUGGUCUUGUACUUGGAAUGAAAUCAUUGCUAUGGUUUUGUGUUUCACCGAUAUGGAUGGCUCUUGCACACAGGGUGAAUAAAACAAGGACAAUCCUGUGCUACAGUAUAUUCAUUGUAAUUGGAAGUAACCUAUCUCUCACUCUUCUUCCAACUGUCAAUAACGACCUUCCAUUGCAAAUAUGUCUCAAUGAAUCUCCACCGUUUUCAACCAAAUGGCAUUCUGUAGAAGUUCGACAUAAUAUUACGACUCCUAUUUUGCUAAUGGGCAAUGCAACAGAAAGAAGAUUGACUACAUUGCAUGAAGGUAUCAUCAUCACUUCAACCAAACCUUCAACAACAAUAUCAAGUACAUCAUCAACUGUGGAAAAAACAACCAAAUCGAACAAAUUUACCACAGAGCCUACGACCAUUUUUACUACAUCUACUGGUACAUUGGAACAAGAGCCGCCUACAACAACAACCACCACAACCACCACUGCUCCAUUUUCAACGACUCCAACAACCACUAUUCUGAAAACUUCAACGACAACAACUUCAACGGACACGAUCACUACACCAUCAAUUUACAAAAUGGCGAAAAGUAUGGCUACUCUUUUACAUGAACAAGGUAUUACUAGUGAAGAUGAUGACAUUAUUGCUGAGUAUGUAGAAAGCGCAGAAAAAACAAAAAAUUGGAAAACAUGGAAACAAGAAUCCUUGGUGAAUAGAAUUAUCGAGCAACUUUCCAAAAGUGAGAAUAGUAACUUUGGAACGAGCGGUUUUAGGAGAGAAAGAAGAUGGAAUAGAUUCAAUGGCAGAGCAAAGAGAGAAGUUGAUAAUAAUAAUACUUCGUCGUCAACUGGAAUAUUCGAUGCAAUAAAAAAUAUCAAUUUGACAUCCCUUUCAGAGAAAAAAGAUGAAGUAUUAAAGAAUCUGACACAUUCAAUGAAGAAUUUUGCACAAGAAAUAACUCCUUUUAUCUCAACAAAUUCCAAUUUGUUUCUUUGUGUCCUGAUCAUUGUUGCAGCAGGAGAAAUACUGUCUGCACCGGUGGAACUCGUCAGCGAUAAUUCAUUGUACAAUCUGUUGGAUGAAUUGGAUAGUUUGAAUCAAUAUGGAAAACAUCGAAUGUCUGCUCUUGUUGGUGCGGCUUUGUGUGGAAUUAUUGCGUCAAUUAUCGUUUAUUUUUCACCUUGUUUCAUCAACGGGACUAUAAACAGGUUUCACAUUCACUUCUACCUAUUUUCACUACUUCUCGGAAUUUCAUUCAUGCUGGCACCUUUUUAUCCAUCGUACGAUGGAGCUUCCAGUUCUACAAGGUCAACAAUAUCAGAAGGUUCUGGAAGAAAAUGUACCCCUUGCACGUCAACCGCAUGUUCAAGUUGCAGACUAUUUCUUCUAUUGAUCACAAUAUUUGUCGUUGGCAUAACACAAGCUCCGAUACAGAAUUUUAUUCUUUGGAAGAUUCAAGAUAUGGAAGGAGCAUCUGAGCUUGUCUAUGGAAGCUAUGUAUCAGUGAAUGCCAUAUGUGCAAUGAUAUCCAGUUUAUGUGGACGGAAGUUGAUCAAAGUAUUGAAACCGUGCACAGUUGCGUUCAUAUCUUUAUUAUCUAUUGCAUUACAAUUAAUAUUAUAUGCAUUCCUGCCUUCACCUUGGCUGAUCGUACCAUUGCAGCUGCUAAAUAUCACAGGUCAAUCAUUCCUUUGGACAAUUGUAACGCAUCACACCAGUACAACAAUGUCAUCUGCAUAUGAAGAUUCCAAGAAAAUUAGUAGCGUUCAUGUGUUUGCUCGUGCAUCUCAACAAAGAUCAUUACAUACUUCUUAUGUCAGCGUUUAUCAGGGGAUAUCCUUCAGCUUCGGAAGUAUUCUUUCUGGAUUUUUGUAUGAUUAUUUUGGAGGCGACCUUUCACCUGUGCUGAUCGGAAGUGGAAUUAUUGUUGCUUCGUGGGGUCUCGUGUUUGCUAUGUACCAGAGUUGUUGUCUUCCUCGGAAAUUGCGAAGAAAAUAUUCUCAUCUUGUAUCAGAUUCAGAGAGUGAUAUUGAUAAAGCAGAAAAUAAAGAAUUUUCAUUGAAGCGGCCAGAAACGAAUGGCAACUACGUAUCAUCUUACUACAGUAUUAAAAAUUCGAAGAAAAAGCGAAGUAAAGACAGAAAACGAAGAUCGAGAUUUCACAUGGAGUCUGAUUCAAAUUCAUCAGAUACGGAUGAACAUGAUUGGUUGAAAGCUUCCAUGAAAAAGGAAUCGAGAAUGCUGUGAUUGGUUCAUUUUUUUUCAGUUUUAUGAAUAUAGUACUUUAUUAUGCAACUGUUGCAGUAAAGUUUUCUAUUGUAAGAGAAUUGAUCUAUAGUUGUAUGUGGUAUUGAAUUGAUAGCUCCAUUGUUGUAUACUCCAUUAUUAUAUAGUUCCUUUGGCUUUGGAAUGGUUAAACUUCUUCACAAAGAACUUUUGGUUUAGUUUUUUCUAAAUAUAUAAUUUUGCCGAUUUUUAUAGUUAAAUUGGAAACGUACUGUAAAUUUUUGAAUAUUUUGGUUCACUUGACUAAACAUGCUCCCACUAAUUAUUAAAAAAAAGGGAUAAAAAAAUGUACUUGCGGAAUAAAGUUACUAUACUUUGGAGUGCCAAACAAAGUCAGUGUUGUAGAAGUUGUAGUGUAGUAAAUAUAAUAUAUUAUUAAUCAUAAAUAUUAAUUACGGUAAUUAUUGUCGCAAAUUUUUCAAGCUAGCCUUGAUGUUAUUAAACUGGUAUUAUGUUCAAAUAAUUGAUAAAUGAAUUUUUUAACGGUAUUUUUAUUAGUUCGGUUUUCAAAAAGUAUGGUAUGUAAAAUUUUUUUCUAAUAUAGAUUACGAUAACAAAACUAUAUAUAAUUGCAAAUUUGUACUUAUUUAGUGGUUUUGCUUUUUGCAGUAGGGCUGUAUAAUACAAACUAUUUUCUUAGUUUUUGUAAAAUGUCUAGAAAUUGGUUUGUUCGCAUCAUGUACUUGUUUUUUCAUACAUAAGAGAUCAAAUAAUUAUUACUCGUUGCAGUGUAUUAAAAAUUGCAGUUAAUUUUACGGUAUUUUGCACAGUUUUCUUAUUUUUUUUUGUUAGCUAUAAGCAGGUUUAAAUUUCUUUUAAUCUUCAUUGCUUAUCCGGGCUGUGUAAUAAUACAAUUAUUGACAAUCAAAAGUUACCAAGUACUUUUUUUAGUUGUUAUAUUUUUUUGUGUUGUAAUACUGCGGCCAAUGAUAUUAUGUUAGCCAUACUUAAAUAAUAGAGCAAAAAAUAGUCAACCAUUUUAUGAGUACCCCUUCAGUAAGAUGUAAAUACUAUCACUAUAUGCAGGGAUGGCCAAAACCAAUUAAUUUACCAUUUUGAAAACAUUUUAAAAUUAUGAUUUAGAAUAAGAUAUAUCGGUUGUGUAUAUUCAGCAGAAAAAUGGAGACGAACAAUGAUUUGAUGGGUUCUCCAUUUUCACAACACCCAGAAAUUCAAAUUGAAAUGAUAAUUUUUAAAAUGAAACUAUUUUAAAGUGAUACUAAAAUAAAGAAUGCCGGAUAAAGUUUUACUUAAGUUAUUUUGAAAUUAUGAUUCAUUUUGGAAUUCCCUGAAUAUAUGAUGAAAAGUAUGCAAAAAAAGACAUUCGCCAACAGAAUAACCAUUCCUGUUAUUUUUACUGAUGCUUUUUUUCUAACAUUACAAACAAUCUUUGAUGUGUCUGAUGAUACAAAUUUAAUUUUUUUAGCAUUAAUAUUGUCAUUGUGAGGUAUUUUGUUCCAUACAUAGUAUAUAAAUAAUAAUGUGUCUUCAAUACUAUAUCAUUCUUUCAACAAAGUUAUAUAUUUUAUGCACAAAAAUAUGUUCUUCAAAAGUUACUUUAAGUAAUAAUAUUUAGUGAAAAACAAUCGACUGUCUUUCAGCUACACUGUCAUAGUGUUUAUGUUGUUAUUUUCAUUGUUGCUGCUUUACUAAUGAUGCUAUAUUUUAUGUACUUGCACUAAAAUUAUUUCCGAUAUGUGUCCUUCUAACGUUUGAAGUCUUGUUUUUCAUACAAGCAAUCAUGAAUCCUGAAGCAAAUCUUAAGCAUAAAUUUCUGAAAUUGUAUGUGUAACUCCAAAAUCAACCAUAUUAAAAAAUUAAACAAUUUUCAAUCAAGAAGUUUGUAGUGAUCAAUUUAUAAUAUUCAUCUAUGCUGCUGUAUUUUAAACUAUUGUUAUUCUUCAAGUCACCAGAACAAUUAUCUUUUGCACAAAGUAAAAUUAAACUUUGCACAAUUAUAUAUAUAUAUAUAUGAAUUAUGUCAUUAUAGCAAACUAUAAGCCUUCCUAUCAGUUAGCCAUCAACUUUCAAUCAAAAUUGUAGUUUUGACAAAUUGAAAUUAAGCAAUGAAAUAUCCUGCAUAUCACAAGCUGCACACGGUUUCACGGACAUCCAUUUUUAUUUAUUUAUGUUGAACCUUUUUACUUAGUACAGUAUGAUAAAACAAUGCUGACCUCUAUGCCCAGUUCCAUUUCGAUGAUUUAUAUAAAAAAAAUUAACCACAUGGCACUUUGAAAAUAUGGAAUAUUUUUACAAUUUCAUAACUUCAGAGGGUAAAAAUUUUUAAACUUGUGAUAUUUGAAUUUAACACUGUUUGAAAUGAAUUAUUCUAAUGUUGAUGUCCCACUGAUAUUUUUUGUUUCUUGAUUGUAUAAUAUUCUUCAAAAUAUUAGUGUAGUGGGGUGCUGCAAUAUACAUUGUAAUUGUUAUGAAUAAUUUAGGAUUGAAUGUAUGUAACAGUGCAAAUAUAUUUUUCUCACGUUUGCAUGUAAAUAGCCUAUGUUACUACAAGUGUACAGUGAAAAUAAUUUUUUUUUUCUGCAGUGUUUUGAAAUAUUGCUAAUUACUAUAAUUGAAACAGUUGCCAAUAUCUAUGUCAAAUGUUAGACCAGAGAUAUUGAACAUGUUUACUGUUUAUUCUAUUCAAAUCCUUACUUUAGACAUAACACAAUUUGAAGCAGUCUAGUUGGAACGAACUCUAUUAAGAUUUUAACUUUUUGAUUUCAUUCAAUUUCUCCAAGCUUAGCUUCUGGUUUGGUCAGUGGUUUGUCUUUGUUCUAACAGUGAGUGUUACCUAACUUGUGCUCGUUAUUUGAGUUGCAAUUCUGUUUCAUUGAAAUAUUGUACAAAAUUUAUUGCUAACAAUAUAAUAUACAAGAAUAAAAAAUAUAUUAAGCAUUAUAAAU